Messenger RNA from Poeciliopsis prolifica (blackstripe livebearer), 2648 nucleotides. RefSeq names its product WW domain-binding protein 11 (gene wbp11). The transcript has 12 exons. Gene Ontology annotation, cellular component: spliceosomal complex. The record is from RefSeq and is a predicted model, not a curated record. NCBI's taxonomy places the organism in Eukaryota, Metazoa, Chordata, Actinopteri, Cyprinodontiformes, Poeciliidae. The coding region runs from base 199 to 2268 and encodes 689 amino acids. Gene Ontology annotation, biological process: mRNA cis splicing, via spliceosome.
UCCGCUCCUGCACGCAGCAGCAAACAUGGCGGACGGCUAACACAUUCGUUGUUUUAAAAUAAGUCCUGGGUGGGGAUUUUAUCUUUAGGAGCACAAACAGCAACUCGUCCCGUGCUGAGUGUAUCCGGAGGGCUGCCUAAACCUCGCCGCGGCCUGUAUUUCUUUUCUAAAGAAAGGUGAAGGAGACGCACCGUAAAAAUGGGGCGACGUUCCACUUCCUCCACCAAGAGUGGGAAGUUUAUGAAUCCCACCGACCAGGCUAGAAAGGAGGCCAGAAAAAGGGAGUUAAAAAAGAACAAGAAGCAGAGGAUGAUGGUGAGAGCAGCUGUGCUGAAGAUGAAAGAUCCCAGACAAAUCAUCAGAGACAUGGAAAAGCUGGAUGAGAUGGAGUUCAACCCCGUUCAGCAGCCCUUGCUGAACGAGAAGGUGCUGAGGGACAAGCGGAAGAAGUUACGGGAGACGUUUGAACGCAUCGUCCAUCUGUACGAGAGGGAGAACCCUGAAACCUACAAGGAGCUGCGCAAACUGGAGCUGGAGUACGAGACCAAGCGAGGGCAGCUGGCUCUUUACUUUGACUCGGUCAAGAACGCGGAGUCAGUGGAAGUGGACAGCAUUCCUUUACCCGACAUGCCUCACGCCCCAUCCAACAUUCACAUCCAGGACAUCCCGUUACCGAGGGCUCAGCCUCCGUCCAUCCUCAAGAAGACCUCGGCGUUUGGCAAACCGACGACCGGACCUGGAUUGACGUCAAUCCCCAGUGUCCCUCGUUUACCCCCUGGGAAGAAACCACCCGGACCCCCACCGGGGCCCCCGCCGCCGCAGGUUUUGGCGCUGUACGGCAUCCCGUCUCGACAAAUCUAUGGCGCCGACACAGACCCGUCCAUCCCUGGGCUGGACUCUGCCGGGGACCUGGGGCGGGACCGGGACAGCGGCAGUGACAGCGACCGGGACGACGCGGACGAUGACAGCGACUCGGAGGAGGACAGCGAGGAAGACGGAGACGAAGGCGCGGACGGCGACCGCGACGAGGACAGGAGCGAGAGACACACCGGUCGCAGCGUGCGUUUUGCAGAUCUCGCAGCCGCCGAGUCCCGGGAUGGAAAGAGGAAGAAGAAACGAGUGGUGAAGAAGACGAAGGCUAUCACUCCCCUGCAGGCCAUGAUGUUAAGGAUGGCAGGUCAGUCCAUUCCUGAGGAAGAGGAGGAAGAGGAAGUAGAGGAAGAAUACACGGACGAGUCAGACGGCUCCGACACUGAGGACCGGGGCCCGCCAGGGGACCCCCAGUCCCAUGUCAUGCCCAACCAGCGCCUGCCCCCUCCUCCUGGGGCAGUGGCGCAGCAGGGACAUCCCCCCAUGCAGGGCCCACCAAUGACCGGGCCCCCGCCUCUCGGACCUCCGCCGGCUCCUCCAAUGAGACCCCCCGGUCCGCCCUCUGGCCCGCCCCCUGCGCCACCUCCAGGCGCCCCUCCGUUCUUGAGGCCUCCUGGGAUGCCUGGAGGGAUCCGGGGCCCAAUGCCUCGUCUCCUGCCCCCUGGGCCACCACCCGGCCGACCGCCCGGCCCUCCUCCGGGCCCCCCGCCCAUUCUCCCUCCAGGCCCUCCGCCGCGUGGACCACCUCCCAGACUACCACCCCCAGGACCACCAGGUAUCCCCCCUCCUCCUCCAAGAGCCGGAGGCCCCCCUCGCCCCAUGGCGCCGCCCCUCUCCAUGUUUCCUCCGCCUCUCAACUCCAACGUGCUCAGCGCCCCUCCCAACAUCGUGCCGAGGCAGAAGGCCCCCGGCUCCGGCCAGGACGGCCAACAGAGCAGCAUGCCGCCGCCGGCCAUGCCCAUGCGGCCUGGCGUCAUGCAGAUGCCGCCUCCGCCCGGCACGGCCGGCAGCCACCACCACACGGCCACCAUCGAGAAAAGAGCCAACAUCACCUCGGCGGCGGCCGGAGGCGCGGCGGGCGCCACCAUCUCGGCCAAGCCUCAAAUCAUCAACCCCAAGGCGGAGGUCACCCGCUUCGUGCCGACGGCGCUGCGGGUGCGUAGGGACACGAGCGGGCCGAUGCGGGGGCCUUCGACAGGGCACCUGGAGAAAGCGGGCGGGGUUGCGGCAGGACGGAGGGGAGACGACGGGAUGGGAGGACAGUGGCAGAAACAGCAGGUGGCUGCUCCUAUGGGGUUGGCCAACCCGUCGCAAAUGGGUUCUGUUCCUCAGCCCAGCAUGAAGACUAAAGACCAGGUUUAUGAAGCAUUCAUGAGAGAAAUGGAGGGACUUCUGUAAGAGUCUACAAACUACAGAAAAGCUUUUUUUUUUUCCAUUUGCUGUGCAGAGUUGUAGUUGUACAUUCAGUAAUAUAAUUUCUGUCAUGGAAAGAAAAAAAAACAACAAUUUGGGCUACAACUUUAGCAUAAUAAAUUUGAUCCUAAGCGUGUAUUAAAACAUUUCCAUUGGCGGUUAACUGAACACUAUGCUCUGCACGGCAUUGUUUUGUCUGUUUUUACUUUUUAAGUCUGAAAAUGUGCUUUUUUUUCCAGCGUUAUUUGACCUCAGUGAUGCAACUUUGUGUAAUUGACUAGUUUUUUGUUUUGUGCGGCCAAUCGUCUAAACAUGAGUUGUGAAGCGGUUUGUCCUGCAGCCAAAUAAAAAUCGGCUCAAACAUG